This is a messenger RNA of Pogoniulus pusillus (Red-fronted tinkerbird), 1211 nucleotides long. RefSeq lists its product as uncharacterized. Gene Ontology annotation, biological process: regulation of actin filament polymerization; peptidyl-histidine dephosphorylation; Arp2/3 complex-mediated actin nucleation. The record is from RefSeq and is a predicted model, not a curated record. Gene Ontology annotation, cellular component: cytosol; actin cytoskeleton; Arp2/3 protein complex. The transcript has 8 exons. NCBI's taxonomy places the organism in Eukaryota, Metazoa, Chordata, Aves, Piciformes, Lybiidae. Gene Ontology annotation, molecular function: protein histidine phosphatase activity.
AUGGCAGCUCGCCUCGCGGGUGCGUGCGCGACUCCGCCGUUGGCGGCGGUGGGUGCGGCGAAGCGUGCGAUGUCAGCGGCACCGUUCCGCCAGGCAGGUGUGCAUGAGUGCGACGAGAACAAGUUUGUGGACGAAGAGGAGGGAGGUGAGGAGCAAGCGGGACCUGCGCUGCUGCCUGUCGUGGUGGGGAAUGAUAUAUUUUACCUGGAUCCUCGAGCGGUGAAAAACUUAAGAGAGAACAUGAUGGCUGCACUACAGGCAUCUCUGAAGAACCCUCCCAUCAACAGAAAGAACCAGGCAGUGAAGGGGCCGCGAAGGCCAGAGGCCCGCUUCGGCCCGAUCCUGACGAAGAAAGGGACAACGCCCAAAGCUUCGAACUUGGCUGAAUGUCCCACAGUGGAGCACUUCAAAGAAGCAGCUGUGCUGAACCUCAGCUGUAGAGGUACUCUGGAACUGGGAAGACUUCACUCUUUCAACUGCAAAUCUCCCCACUUUUGGAAGCCCCUGAGCAGAGAGCACCGCCUCCGGCAGCCCGCGCCCCGCUUCCCUCACGGGGAGCCGCCGAGCGGCAGCGACAGACCCGCGCCGGGACCGUGCGGCGUCUUCCCGCUCACCGCGGAGGACGGCGGUGGCGGCGCCGUGGCUGCGGUGCGGGACGUCGAUGUGGACCCCGAGGGAAGCUUCAGGUAGCUCCUGGUGCGCCUGGAGGAGCGGCGCAUAGUCCGCGGCACCAAGGCGGCCGAGUUCCACAGUCACAUAUUUGAGAAACUAAAUCUUGAAAUGAAAAAGCUGGGGUAUGAGUGCAAGAGCCUCGGAGGAAGGAAAGUUGAUCAUGAUAGCAAAGACAAGAAAAUUAGGGUAAUUGGGCUCUCUACAGGCUGUGGAAAAGCAGAUCUCUCUGUGACUCUGGAGGUACUGAAGAAAGUGUACACAGGUUAUAAAAUUACUUGGGCAGAUGACAAGAAAUACCUCAGCUACUUCUGAACACAGACAGUUCAAACCUGGUAACUGUGUGAGCUCUACUUUGAUAAAUAUAGCUGCAUGUGUCUAUGCUACUAUAAAUCUGGAGUAACUGGACUCUGCUGUAACUCAUCAUACAGUUGCUAAGUCCCAGAUCGUUUUCAGAACGUGUUUUUGUUCAGAAUUUGCAUUUCUAAGCAUUUUUUCCUCUGCUUUUGGUAUGUCAUCUAAUUAAACACACUCAUACCUUA